AUGAAGUUAGCAAUUAUAAUUCUGUCCUUAGCGGCCUUUGGGUCCGCCGAUUUAUUGAACAACAUACUUACUCCAAAUACGGCUUAUGGAUACUUGACUAAAUAUGGUAUACCUGAAGCCGAAAGGAUCAAGAAAGCUGAAGAAGAAUAUCUGCGAAACAAACCCUUUAUAGGCAGAAUUGCUGGCGGCUCUCCUGCUGCACUUGGACAAUUCAAAUACCAGGCCGGUCUCAUAAGUGAUAUCCUUGGUAGCUCAGGAAAAGGCGUAUGCGGAGGUUCUCUUCUUACCACAAACCGAGUGUUAACAGCUGCUCAUUGUUGGGACGAUGGAAGAAACAAAGCCUGGAGAUUCACUGCUGUUCUUGGAUCGGAAACGCUCUUCACUGGCGGUACUAGAAUUCGUACCAGCGAUGUGGUCACCCAUCCACUUUGGCAUCCAGCAUUUAUGCAUAAUGACGUUGCCAUGAUUCGUUUACCCGAACGUGUUGUGUUAUCCGAUACUAUCGGAACUGUUUCCUUGCCCAGUGGAUUUGAAGUUUUUCAUGACUUUACCGGUCAAGUGGUUACAGCUGCUGGAUAUGGACUUACAAACGAUGUUGAUACUAUCAAUAAAAAUCAAUUCUUAAAUUUUGUCAAUAUGACUGUCAUCUCUAACGAAAUAUGCUACGUCGCUUUCUUCGGUAACAUUCGUCCAUCGAACAUUUGCACGAACACCCUCGGUGGUAACAGCACAUGCCGUGGUGACUCUGGUGGUCCACUUGUGGUACAAAGAGGUGACAGGACUGUUCUGGUUGGUGUUACGUCAUUGUCCAAUUUUCUAGGAUGUGAAUUUGGCUAUCCGGUAGUGUUCUCCAGAGUAACAUCGUUCCUUGGAUUUAUUAACAGCAAUAUGUAA
Messenger RNA from Danaus chrysippus (African queen), 894 nucleotides. The record is from the annotation of a GenBank genome assembly. NCBI's taxonomy places the organism in Eukaryota, Metazoa, Arthropoda, Insecta, Lepidoptera, Nymphalidae.